Carya illinoinensis is the source of this 776-nucleotide messenger RNA. RefSeq lists its product as uncharacterized. The record is from RefSeq and is a predicted model, not a curated record. NCBI's taxonomy places the organism in Eukaryota, Viridiplantae, Streptophyta, Magnoliopsida, Fagales, Juglandaceae. Bases 287 to 517 code for a protein of 76 amino acids. The transcript has a single exon.
CUCCAUUCCAUGCCCUCGAACAAAACGCGGAACGGUUUUCACUUUUUCUUCCACUCGGUCCACUCCUCUUUUCGAAAAUCCCAAAACACCCCGAUCCAGCCUUUAAUAUCCCCAACACAUCCCUUGUCAAAACCAGACCGUAUUCCUCAAGAAAAACCGAACCUUCCAUAGUUCCCUGCUCUGCUCCCACGAUAUAACCAGCACCUCCAUCCCACUUUCUCUCCAUACGACCAACCCAGAAGAAAUAUUUCUUUUCAGAAAGAGCUGACAAGAUUAAAGUGAUCGGAUGGGACUCAAGAAAACUAGAUUGAUUUCCUUCAAGAAGCUGAGGGCGGAGACCUUGAGAUGGAAGUUCUUCUUUGGGUCUUCGUUCAAGUCUGCGUUCAGGUGGAAGAGGCUGAAUCUGAAGCUAUCUUUUGUGGAUGACCUACUUUUCAGGAUUGCAUCCGUGUUCGAGGCUAUCGUUUUGGUUGCCAGGCUGUGUUUCUUCUAUCUCUGUUGCGGCUGCCAUUUUUGAAACUCUACGGUUUUGUUCUCUGACAUCUGUGUGCGUGUGCCCAUUUGACUCUGAUUUCUGUUAAUAUAUGCAUUCUCUGUUUUGAGAGAUGGAACAUGGGGGUGUGGAUGCGAGAUGGGGCUUGGUUCGAUGCCAAAACUACCCAAAAUGAAUGGCUAAUGUAUAUUUUUAUGUUCAAAUGUAAUGUUCGAGAAGCUUUUGUUCGUUGUCUCUUCUAUUUAUAAUUUAUGCCUGUGGAUUGGGUUGUUUUCCUUUUCUA